Messenger RNA from Thecamonas trahens ATCC 50062, 4734 nucleotides. Its product is annotated as WD repeat protein. Lineage: Eukaryota; Apusomonadida; Apusomonadidae. Gene Ontology annotation, biological process: negative regulation of transcription by RNA polymerase II. The transcript is spliced from 4 exons. Gene Ontology annotation, molecular function: protein binding; ADP binding. Gene Ontology annotation, cellular component: nucleus; transcription repressor complex. Bases 1 to 4734 code for a protein of 1577 amino acids. The record is from RefSeq and is a predicted model, not a curated record.
AUGGACGACGUGCAUGCCCUUCUUGAGGGCUCACGCAUCAUUGUUAUUUCAGUCUCGCCCUAUCUCCUCGCCUCGGGCUUUGCCAUGGAAGAGGUGCGCUUUGCCCUCGACAAUAACCCCGUCAUCAUCCCUGUCUUCAUGCAUGAAGCCCUGCCGUUCAAUAGCGUUUGGGGGGAUGCCCGGCUCGCUGACGCCGACAUCAUUGAGCGUGUCACCGGCGCCGUGCAUGAGGAGCAGGCUAAGGCUUGGAUUGGCCCUGACCUUAUCGCUGCCUUUGGUGAUCUUGCUCACGCCAAGGGUGCUGUCCACAAGGCUGAACACUCUGAGGACCCGAACGUGAAAGCAUGGUACUACUCGCGCUGUGAACGAGUCAAGCUCAUACACUCGCUGCUUGAGUGGGGGUGCGUCCAGGGCGACCGUAACGGCCACGACAGCUUUUCCGAUCUCGUCUCCCGCGUUGCAGUCGCUGUCGUCGAUGUCUUGCGCGACUCUUGCUCUAUUGAGCGUUUGCCUUUACUCAUGCCGCCGCCACCUAACCCAUCCGAGUACUACCCGCUCCCUGACACUCGCGCUGCGGUCAUUAAUGUCCUUCUUGGUGCGAACAACGUCUCAGUCGUCGGUGUCAACGGGCUCGGUGGCGUCGGCAAGUCGUCACUCGCUGCCGAUGUCGCCAUCCACCCCGCCAUCACCUCGGUCUUCUCCGUCUUCUGGCUCCCUCUCGGUGAGGACAAGACAUCUCCCAUCGCCAUUGCCAGCCGCAUGUCCUACUUCCUGAAGCAAGGCCUCGGUUGCGCAAUCGAUGCACAAGCUGGCCUCAAUGACCUCCAACCCAUUCUUGCUGCCAAGACCCGGGCCCUCGCCGCCGCCGGCACCCGCAUCCUGCUCAUCCUCGACGACGCGUGGACCACCCGCCAGGCCUCCGUCUUCACCAACCACAUCGCAGCCCCGCAUGCCGUCCUCGUCACCUCGCGUAACGCCGCUGUUGCUACCAACUCCGCCUCCUCCAUCGAGCUUGGUACCUUUGCCCCGGACGACGCUGCUGUUGUCCUUCGCAACUACCUCGCCAAGGGCUCACCUGAGUGGGCAAUCACCCUUGCUCUCGACGAUCCCCGCAUCGUCUCCCUCGCGACCUUUUGCCGUGGCCAUGCCCUCGCCCUCGCCGUCCUUGGCUCGUCCAUUUCUGGCGAGGCUGCGCUUGACGACGCUUUUGAGGACGCUGCAGAUGCAACUGAGCUUGCCAUGGAUGAGCACCGCGAUGAUUGCGGCGGAUCGGACGCCAAGUACGCCCACAUUUUCGACAUCAUCACUUGGACCCUCGGCGGUGCCAUCCUCAAGCGUGUCCGCAAGGUGGCGCGGGCUAUUUACGCCAUGCUCGCCGUCUUUCCAUCAGACGCGCCCAUCGACGUCGCCAACUUCCGCUCCGCGAUCGACGCAAGCAAUAUCAAGUUUGCUAGGGCCCUCGAUGCCCUCGCCAACACGUCGUUGCUGCGCGUCGUUGCCGCGGAUGGCGGCUCCAUAACCGUAGUCGAGCUGCACGAUCUGCACCUCGAGUACAUUCGCCAUCGGCUAGAGGUGUGCUUUGACGACAUCCCUUCCCUUCCUGCCCGUCACCUCGCCGUUGUCGCCGGGGUGCCUCCGCCUGGCGCCACACCAGAGUCCGCUAGGGAGACCAUGACCUCUGGCACUGCCUCCAAUUGGAUCGUCACCCACGGUAUUUCACACCUGAUUGCAGCCGGAGCGAACCAUGCUGCCGUUGCGGUUGCUCUCUCCUGGCCGUGGAUGAAAGCCCGCGCAGACGACUCGCUUGGUGGCCUCCUCAAUGAUCUGCGUUGUGUUGUGCGCCUUGGCUGUGAAGGAGUCAAAGACGUUGACGAGGUUGAGCGUGCGCUGUCGCUCUCACGCGAGAUCAUUGAGAGCGGUACGUCGCACGUCGAGACCGAGCUUGUCGCCCGACUUGCCUAUGGCAAGGCGUCCAAAGCCGUGAAGGACCUGGUUGCUGCUGUGAGCAAAGAUGCCUCGUCUAAGGCUUUCAUUCCAUCGAGAGCCGUGGACCCUGUCACGCAUCGUGGUGCUGAGCGCUUUCGCUUUGUUGGCUCGUACGAAAAAGUCAUCAACAUCGGUGGCUCACUGGUUGCUGGUGGAUGUAAGGAUAAUGUGGACGUACUUGACGUGCUAACUGGUGAACGCGUGGAGGUGCUGGAGGGCCACACCGACUGUGUGAAUGGUGUUCUUGCGCUGCCGAGUGCGGAUGGCCAGCAGCCUGUCCUGGUCUCGUGGUCGAGAGACAACACGAUCCGGGUGUGGCAUGCUGCGGACGACGGGACGGGCGCCAUACGGUACACCGCGUACAGUGCCUCCUGUGAGGUGCUGGAGGGCCACACCAGCGAUGUGGAGGGUGUGAUUGCGCUGCCGAGUGCGGAUGGCCAGCUGCCGGUCCUGGUCUCGUGGUCGGAGGACAAGACGAUCCGGGUGUGGCCUGCGGACGACGGGACGGGCGCCAUGCGGUACACCGCGAACAGGGACUCCUGUGAGGUGCUGGAGGGCCACACCGGCGAUGUGCGGGGUGUGAUUGCGCUGCCGAGUGCGCAUGGCCAGCUGCCUGUCCUGGUCUCGUGGUCGUUCGACGGGACGAUCCGGGUGUGGCAUGCUGCGGACGACGGGACGGGCGCCAUGCGGUACACCGCGAACAGGGACUCCUGUGAGGUGCUGGAUGGCCACACCAUGUAUGUGAAGGGUGUGAUUGCGCUGCCAAGUGCGGAUGGCCAGCUGCCUGUCCUGGUCUCGUGGUCGGAGGACAAGACGAUCCGGGUGUGGCAUGCUGCGGACGACGGGACGGGCGCCAUGCGGUACACCGCGAACAGGGACUCCUGUGAGGUGCUGGAGGGCGACACCUACGGUGCGCAGGGUGUGAUUGCGCUGCCGAGUGCGGAUGGCCAGCUGCCUGUCCUGGUCUCGUGGUCGCUCGACGACACGAUCCGGGUGUGGCAUGCUGCGGACGACGGGACGGGCGCCAUGCGGUACACCGCGAACAGGGACUCCUGUGAGGUGCUGAAGGGCCACGACGGCAAUGUGGGGGGGGUGAUUGCGCUGUCGAGUGUGGAUGGCCAGCUGCCUGUCCUGGUCUCGUGGUCGUUCGACGGGACGAUCCGGGUGUGGCAUCCUGCGGACGACGGAACGGGCGCCAUGUGGUACACCGCGAACAGGGACUCCUGUGAGGUGCUGAAGGGCCACGACGGCAAUGUGGGGGGGGUGAUUGCGCUGUCGAGUGUGGAUGGCCAGCUGCCUGUCCUGGUCUCGUGGUCGGCCGACGGGACGAUCCGGGUGUGGCAUCCUGCGGACAACGGGAUGGGCGCCAUGCGGUACACCGCGAACAGUGCCUCCUGUAAGGUGCUGAAGCGCCACACCAGCCUUGUGCGGGGUGUGAUUGCGCUGCCGAGUGUGGAUAGCCAGCUGCCCUUCCUGGUCUCGUGGUCUAGCGACGACACGAUCCGAGUGUGGCAUGCUGCGGACGACAGGACAGACGCCAUGCGGUACACCGCGGACAGUGCCUCCUGUGAGGUGCUGGAGGGCCGCACCGGCAAUGUGAAGGGUGUGAUUGCGCUGCCGAGUGCGGACAGCCAGCUGCCUGUCCUGGUCUCGUGGUCGGGGGACGAGACGAUCCGGGUGUGGCAUGCUGCGGACAACGGGACGCGCGCCAUUCGGUACACCGUGGACAGUGCCUCCUGUGAGGUGCUGAAGGGCCACACCUACGGUGUGCGGGAUGUGAUUGCGCUGCCGAGUGCGCAUGGCCAGCUGCCUGUCCUGGUCUCGUGGUCGUGGGACAACACGAUCCGGGUGUGGCAUGCUGCGGACGACGGGACGGGCGCCAUUCGAUACACCGCGCACAGGGACUCCUGUGAGGUGCUGGAUGGCCACACCAAGUGUGUGCAGGGUGUGAUUGCGCAGCUGCCUGUCCUGGUCUCGUGGUCAGAGGACAAGACGGUCCGGGUGUGGCAUCCUGCGGACGACGGGACGGGCGCCAUGCGGUACACCACGGACAGGGACUCCUGUGAGGUUCUGAAGGGCCACACCGGCGGUGUGCAGGGUGUGAUUGCGCUGCCGAGUGCGCAUGGCCAGCUGCCUGUCCUGGUCUCGUGGUCGUGGGACAGGACGAUCCGGGUGUGGCAUGCUGCAGACGACGGGACAGGCGCCGUGUGGUACACCGCGGACAGUGCCUCCUGUGAGGUGCUGGAGGGCCACACCAGCGGUGUGAAUGGUGUGAUUGCGCUGCCGAGUGCGAAUGGCCAGCUGCCCGUCCUGGUCUCGUGGUCGGGGACAACACGAUCCGGCUGCUCCGGCGCCAUGCACGCCACCGAUGGCACCACCGCCAUCGUCCCCUGGCCCGAGCCCGAGCUCACCUCGUCGAGCCCGGCCAACCCGCCGACGCCGCUCACUCCGCCGUUGCCCUCGCCAAUGUGCUCCACAGGCUCCAUUAGUGAGUCUGAUGAGAGCCACGGCCGCACCGACGCCGUCGAGCUCGGGCUGGAAGAGUUGGCCAUGGCCUUGCAGGAGGCCAAGUCGGUCGGUGGUAUGUCCAAGGCCGAUUGCGGCUCCAGGAUCAAGAUGAUGCUCCCAGAUCACGUGUGGCGAAAGGGUCUUGGCGCGUCUGUGAUCAACACCGCCCUCGCCCGAAAGCUUGUCAAGUACAACGGCGUCGGCACUGCUCGCAAGCUGAUCCUCAACGAGGACACCUAA